Maniola jurtina (meadow brown) is the source of this 2466-nucleotide messenger RNA. Its product is annotated as fatty acyl-CoA reductase wat-like. The record is from RefSeq and is a predicted model, not a curated record. The transcript has 15 exons. Lineage: Eukaryota; Metazoa; Arthropoda; Insecta; Lepidoptera; Nymphalidae. Gene Ontology annotation, biological process: long-chain fatty-acyl-CoA metabolic process. Gene Ontology annotation, cellular component: peroxisome. Bases 155 to 2035 code for a protein of 626 amino acids. Gene Ontology annotation, molecular function: alcohol-forming very long-chain fatty acyl-CoA reductase (NADP+) activity.
CAUGCAUGGGUAACAAUUAACAUGGUUUUCUGCUUAGUGUGCGAUGGAAAGCGGGCGCGGGUAGACGCUCUGGAAAUACCUAUAGAUUAUUUUCUUUAUAUUAUUCGGCACGUAUUAUCAUUUCCGUAUAUUAGUGGCGAGAAUAUUUUGAAAAAUGAAUUACUACUUGCAAGAUUCACCGCUAGCUUGCGCGGAACUAACCAAAGACAAGAUGGCGCAAUGGAUGGAAGGGCAGAGGAAGGCGGAGAAACUAGACAAUUUAGACGUCUUCGGAAAAGCAACAGAUAAACAACUCAAAGACCUGAAUGGCGUCAGGAAAUUGAGCAAGGAAUUACAGGAGAAUUUACAAGACUUAGAAAACUCAGUGCAUACACCCGAAACGGACAACCAAGCCAUGAACCCAACCGCACCCAUCUUGAACUACUCGGAAGACCACGAGUUCGUCUCCGCGAACCAGUUGGAUGAUUACUAUGCUCAGGAGGAUCUAAUGGACACGAAGGAGGCGGAGAAACAGAGGCUAACAAAGGGUAAAGCGUCCAGAACAGACGUUCAGAGGUUUUACAAGGAUCAGUGUGUGUUUUUGACGGGUGGUACCGGGUUUUUGGGGAAAGUUUUGAUUGAAAAGCUGUUGAGGUCCUGUGGUGAUAUUGACACGCUAUUCGUUUUGGUCAGACCGAAGAAAGGCAAGGAUCCCAUUUCAAGACUCCAUGAUAUGUUGGAUGAAUUCUUAUUCCAUAGAGCUCACGAAGAAAAUCCAAAAGGCAUUCAUAAAGUGGUACCCGUUAUCGGCGACAUGGAGAUGCCUGGGAUCGGUCUUAGCGAUGAGGACAGGAAAAUGCUUACGUCAAAGGUGACAAUAAUAAUAAACGCAGCCGCCACAGUCAAGUUCGACGAGAAGCUGUCAUUAGCUACUGGUAUCAAUGUCAGAGGUACCAAGGAAGUGCUCAAACUGGCGAAAGAAUGCAGGAAUCUGAAGGCAAUAACUCAUGUCUCGACCGCAUUCUCGAAUACGCAUUUGCCGUAUAUUGAAGAGAAAUUCUAUGAUCCACCGAUGUCCGUGGAAGCUUUAGAGGCUGUAUCUCAGCUAGAUGACAAUCUCAUUGAAUCUAUUUUGCCCACCAUCCUUGGUAAUCGCCCAAAUACCUACUGCUUCACAAAAGCGAUCGCGGAAGAAGCUGUAAGGAUAUACGGGGAGGGGUUGCCCAUUUGUAUCAUGCGACCUUCAAUCGUCGUGUCGACUUACGACGAGCCUGUGAGAGGAUGGACUGACAGCGUGUAUGGGCCCACUGGACUAGUGGUGGGAAUUGGCACUGGGGUUCUGCGCACCAUGUACAUGGAUGUGACGAAGACUGCCGAUAUGGUGCCUGUAGACCUUUGCGUGAACGCCAUCAUAGUCUCCGCUUACCACACAGCCAUGAAAUAUAAAGAAAACCAAACAUCAGACAUACCGAUCUACAACUACGUGUCUGGUGCCCAGACUCCGGUCACGUGGGGCGAGUUUAUUGAAUACAACAGGAGGUUCGGAAUUGUGAUACCCACCAUGAAAGCAGUGUGGUACUACGGACUGAACCCCACGAAUAAUUACUAUCUGUUCCUGUUCUACAACUUCUUCCUGCACUACCUGCCAGCACUGCUCAUCGACACUUUCUGUGCCUUGACGGGGAGAAGACGGGCGAUGUUAAAAUUCUACAAGAAGUUGACAAAGAUGGCUAACAUCCUAUUCUACUUCUCCGUCCAAGACUGGAAAUUCAGUGAUCAGCAUGUGCAGGAGAUGUGGCGGUCUCUCUCUAGCUCAGACCAGACCGUGUUUCCUUUCAACAUCGGCGAUAUGUCCUGGGAGUAUAUGACUGAGACUUUCUUAGCAGGUUUACGAGUGUACCUGAUUAACGAUGACAUUUCUACAUUACCAGAAGCGAAGAAAAAGUGGAACAGAUUAUACUACCUUCACCAGCUCGUGAAGAUCAGCGCUUUCAGUUUAGUCAUAUUCUUAGGUUAUUUAUUAGUAAAGGGUUUACUCUAUAUUUUCGGAUUAUAGUUUAAUUAGUUAAAAAAAAAUGUUGCACCUUUAGAAAGUCAAUCAUUUUGUUCUAAAUAAAUUAGACAUAACGCUAGAUCGCAUAAAGUAGGUACCUUUAUGCUCGACGACUUCAGUAGAGUAUGAAACAUGGCACACCGCUUGCGUAAAGUGUGGACCUAUGCGUAACCCGGUGUUUUAGGGGUUUACGCGCGUCACGACGCACGUGUCACAUGUACGCAAUUGGUGUGAAUCGGCCUUAAAUCUCAAAACGCAAAGAAUUGCCAAAUUGAAAAAUCGAGAUUGUGGAUAGGGUCACUGGUAAGUAGUUUUCUUAGUUGAGGAUGUCGUUCGGGUAUGUAGGCUGGCUCGUCGGCAAACAUCAAGGGCGUCAUCUCACUGUAAAGCCUGACGAGAAAAAUGAAGUACCUCGCCAUCACUCGUCAUAUACG